Messenger RNA from Punica granatum (pomegranate), 5288 nucleotides. Lineage: Eukaryota; Viridiplantae; Streptophyta; Magnoliopsida; Myrtales; Lythraceae. The record is from RefSeq and is a predicted model, not a curated record.
UCCACUAAAACAACCCUGAAGUCUCCCUCUCUGUCUUCCGCCCUCUCUCUAUCUCUCUCCCUCCACCUCUCUCUGCCCUUCAAUUAGGGUUUCGGCAGACACAGUGACUGCCUCCCAGUCCCUCCGUCUCUCUCCGCCCCUUCAAUCUCCCUCUGACGGACGGGCACGUACAGUCUAUGCGAUCUCAGGCGGCAUUCAAUGCCAGCAAACGGCGCCGCCUGGCCGUGGCUUGACAACCCUGCACCUCUUUUCAUGAGCGGCUUGGGCGUAUCAGCCUCGCUAUCGUUUGCCUCUGAAUUUGCGGCUGUUGAAGCCCUUAUUUGAUUGGUGCGGUAGUUUGUGUUUCUACGAUGGCGCCCAGUCGCAGGAAGGGUGCGAGCAAGGCUGCCGCCGCUGCUGCCGCCCGCCGGCAGUGGAAGGUCGGCGAUCUAGUGCUCGCCAAGGUCAAAGGCUUCCCUGCUUGGCCUGCCACGGUAAGUGCGCCAGAAAAAUGGGGCUAUUCAGCUGACUGGAAGAAAGUACUUGUCUACUUUUUUGGAACCCAACAAAUAGCAUUUUGCAAUCCUGCUGAUGUGGAGGCAUUUACAGAGGAGAAGAAACAAACUCUCUUGGUUAAGCGUCAGGGCAAGGGAGCUGAUUUUGUGCGUGCUGUUCAAGAGAUCAUUGAUAGCUAUGAGAAGUUAAAAAAGCAGGAACAAGUUGAUGAUUUGAACUCUGGCACUGAAGUUACUGCAGCAAAUGGUGGGAACUCAGUGGAAUCAUUUCCCAACUUGCAGUUGAAGGACAUAUCAGAAGCUCCUGCUGAAGCAUCUGAUGCACAGUCAAAAUUUUCGAAUUUAAAAAUAAAAACUGAUAGCAAUGAGAAUAAUCUUCCUGGUAAGGAGGCUAUAGUUGCCACACAGGUUGGAGAUUCACAUGUUAAGCCAGAGGUGAAGGAACCGGUUCUUGAGGAACAAACUAAAGACCGGCCAGUUAUAUGUACGUACUCAUUGAGGAAGAAAUCUGGUGGCUCACAGUUUGAAAGCUCCAUGACUAGGAGAAGGGCGUCAUCGGUUAGAAGAUCUAGAAGCUCAUCAAAGCAAGAAUCUUCCGGAUUCGAAAACCUAACUGUGCCUUGUAAAGAUAGUGAAAAGGGUGCAGCAGUUGUUUCAUCUAAUUCAGCCCAAGAUGGUUCUUCCCGAAAAAGUAGACGGACCAAGAAAACUCCUGAUAUCUCUAAAGGGGAUGACAGGGAUUCCCCAGCUUUUGUUCAAAAUGGCAGUAUUGAGGACAAUGGCUCAGAAAUUGUGUCUAUGGAGAGUGACAGCAUCAGUUUGAAUGAUGGUAGUGCUGCAGAUUCUAGUUGUAAACAUGAACAGUAUGAAACUGUUAUUGAUUGUGUCGAGGCGGAGGCUGAGUUGAGGAAAGGGCUUGAUCUUCAGAUAAAUGCUGUUCUUAAGAAAAAAAGAAAACCGAACAGAAAGCAUGUGCUUCGCGAUGCUGCUGAGCCUACUACUAAUGCAGAUAAUGGGGCAGCUACAGAUACUGUGAACUCUGCUGGUCAAGAUUCUGAGAGUACUCUUGUUCGUGCAAUUGAAAGUUGCCCCAAAGAUGAUGGGGAUGAGCAUUUGCCUUUACUGAAAAGAGCAAGGGUGAGAAUGGGAAAACUCUUAUCCCAAGAGGACGAGAACAAUAGCAUUACAAGUUCUGAAGAAAAAGUCUUGAAGGAUGUCCCAGAGAAUUCAUCGGCAUUGAAUCACAAUAGCUCUUGUGAAGAAAAAGUCUUGAAGGAAGUCAAAAUGAAUGCAUUGGGAUGUAAUGAAAAUAACAUUUCUUAUGCAGAGGAAGAGACUACAAAAAAAAGCUCUGUGCACGCUUCACUGAACAGCCCAUCUGUAAAUCAUGCAGAAGAAGAGAUUACAAAGAAAGGCUCUGUGCAUGUGUCACUGAGCAGCUCAUCUGUAAAUCAUGAUCCUGUCAGUCCAUGCAUGAAGAAAGAAACUUCAGAUGGUGUUUCCAUUUCAGAAGAUUGCACUGAAUGCUCAGACCAAAGACCUCUCUGGAAACUUAACAAGAACCAGCCAUAUGUCUCUUCAGCAGAUGGUGAGGCUGCUUUACCUCCAUCUAAACGUCUUCAUCGUGCUCUUGAAGCUAUGUCUGCAAAUGCUGCCCAAGAAUGUCCAUCAUCCAGUGGGGUCUUAUUGAUUGUGCAGCCAACUACUAGCAGUUGUAUUUCUAGUCAGAGUUCUCCACACAUUGCUAUAGCUUGUGAGAUAGGGAAUGCUGCGAGGCACAAUAUCCCAGAUUCUAUUUCCAAUCAUGUUUCUCAUGUUAUGACUUCCUUGUCGCCUUCCCAUUUAAACCAGAAAAGUUUGAGUGAAAGUAACAUGGUUGAGGAAAUGGACAUCUGCCAGCAUCCAACUGAAAGACCUGAGAGCCCAAUGCAGGCGGAAGAGAUAGCAAGUGUUAGAGAUGAAGAAGAUGCAAGAAAUGUCUGCAUUUCCACCUCUGACGAUCCUGUUGGUGAUUCUCUGAUGGAAACACAAACUACAAAGCAGUUGUCCCCUGAGAUUGAAGUGACUGAGCCUGCUUUAAGGUUCAAUCAAGUUUUGCAUGACCCUUCGUGUACCGUGGGUGAAACACAUGCUGUGAAUGUUGAGUUAAAUUCUAAAGAGGAAAGUGUAGAAAAACACCCUGGUCCUUCAGAAAAGACUGCCAGAAGUCCAUGCGCUGCAACAGAGAUUGAGAAAAUCGCUGCAGUUUCUCCUGGACAUGGAAUUGAUGCACAACAGAAAAGUUCAGAAUGCAAUUCAGAGAAUGGUGGCAAUGAACAUUUGAGGCUUCAAUGUCAAGACAGCAACCAAGAUAAUACCAUGUGCCAUGGAAAUGAAACCAGACAUGAUCAGAUCUUGAGGAACAGUAAAGAUGUUUCUUGUUCCAAUGGUCACUUGGACGACGGUGAUAUCCCUAUUUCUUCUAGAACUGAUGGAAUACAUUCUAGUCCGGGGGCAUCUCAGCACAAUACUGCAAUAUGCCAUACAUGCAAUUCAGAUGAAGACAGGUCUAAAAACUCUAGACAAGAUAAUGGAAGCUGUAGUCCUAUUGAGACUUCACAGUUGAGUAAUUCUGCACAUGAUGCAGCUGAUUCUGAUGGAAAAGUUGAAUUGUCUGUCACACCACCAACCUCCGUUGGCAAGCACAGCAAUUACUCUGAAGCACAUGCUGCUCUGUCUUCCUUUGAGGCUGUGCUCGGAACCUUAACUAGAACGAAAGAGAGUAUCGGUCGAGCGACACGCAUUGCUCUCGACUGUGCAAAACAUGGUUUUGCUUCAAAGGCAUUUGAAGUUCUUGCUCGUAGUUUAGAGAAUGAGUCAAGCUUAUACAGGAGGGUGGACAUAUUCUUUCUCGUCGAUUCCAUCAUGCAGUGCUCUCGAGGUUUAAAAGGUGAUGCUGGUGGUGGAUAUCCAUCUCUUAUACAAGGAGCGCUUCCACGAUUACUGUCAGCUGCUGCUCCAACUGGCAGCUCUGCUCAUGAAAAUCGGCGGCAAUGUCUGAAGGUUUUGAGGCUGUGGUUAGAAAGAAGAUUUCUUCCUGAUUCCAUCCUACGACAUCAUAUGCGAGAUCUUGAUGUGUUCAGUGGUCCAUCUUCUGUUAAUCCCUAUGCUCGGCGCUCUUCUAGAAACGAAAGAGCAUUUGAUGACCCUGUUAGAGAGAUGGAGGGUAUGCUUGUUGAUGAAUAUGGCAGCAAUUCGAGCUUCCAGCUUCCUGGUUUUUGUAUGCCUCGAAUGCUCAAAGAUGGUGAUGAAGGAAGCGACUCUGAUUCUGAUGGGAGUUUUGAGGCUGUUACUCCUGAGCAUACUACUCCUGGAUCUCCUCAGCAGGAAACAACUUCUACUAUGGGGAAGCACAGACACAUUUUGCAAGAUGUUGAUGGUGAGCUCGAGAUGGAGGAUGUUGCUCCUUCUGAAGGUGAAAUGGUCUCAACAGAAAACUCACAAAAUAUCGAGCAACGUUUUCCACCACCGCCCCAUGCUGCCCCUGCUCUCCCUGUUUUGCCACCCUCUCCACAGCCAAUAUCGCCUCUUCCACCACCACCUCCGCCACCCCCUCCGCCUUUAAAUCCACCUCAUCCCAUCGCAUCUGGUGUAUCAGAUUGUCAUGUGAAUGGGCUUCACCAGACUUCCCAUGCUAGUGUACAGAAUGUUCAAGGAAACAUGGGUCCACCCCAUCCGCCUGUUCCUCCUAGAGCUGAUCAGAGAAAUUUUAGUGGGUCUCACUAUCACAAUUCGGAAAGCAGAGAUCCUCCGCAGCAAAUGCCUAUGCCCGACCCUCCUAAUCACGCAUACAACAGGAGAUCAAUGGAGAAUGGGGAGCAUGAGGAUGGGUCUAGGUUUAACAAUGGUAGGGGGUACCAAAUGAGACCACCCUAUGCUCCUCCAUCAAAUCACUUCUCAUAUGGCCAAUCAGAUCAGCGUGGUAGACCUCGGAGGGAUGGCCCACCACCUUAUUCUGGCCGAAUCCACCACCAACAUAACAGAGGAAAUGGAAACUAUCACCACAAUAAUCAUGAGAGAAUGAAACCGCCCCCAUAUGAAGUCCGAGAUAAUUGGAGGUUUUCAUCUCCCUAUUCUGGGCCACGAUAUCCUGAGAAGGGUAAAUCUUCUUGUGCACCGGGUCCCUACGGAGGUCCGCCUUGCGAACCGGAGAGGUUCCCGAACCAUGGCUGGUCAUCAUAUCCUCCCCGACCAAUGGGUCACAGAAAUCAUAUGCCUUACAGGCCCCAUUAUGAAGGUCCUGGAUACUGGCGGCCAAGAUGAGCAGUGAUGGUCUGCUCCAGAAAAUAUAUUGAUAUUUUGUGUUGUGGAGUCAUUAGCCUUUUGGAAGUUUCCCUAGUCGUAACGACAACAUGCCCUGCCAGCUCAGUCAGGAAUGGCCCCGUUUUUAUAGUCUGGGUGGGUCCUGCAAGGCUUUUGUUUGGGAUAGUCGCCGCAGAGAUUCUUAGGGCCAUUAUGAUUUGCUAUAGUUACACCACAAGUAAGAGAAUUCCAUGGAAAGGGAAGGGAAAACUGUCUUCAUCGAGCUGGGCUGUUUGCUUUGCCUUUGAGUUGGGCUGCUAGAUUUGUAUAUAUAACAUAUAUGGAGUUUCCUCCUCUGCUCAAAAAAGCCAGGAGUGGGAAAAAGACUCUAGUGCCCCUAGAGAUUCGACGAGAGAGAGAGCUGUAAUUAAACUCCCUUUUUAGAUGAUGUAAUCUAUCUUCUCUUGUACUCAAUCAGAUUAAUUUCGAAGAUCAUAAAUUAUUCUCAUCUCA